AUGUUAGCGGUUUUGGUCUGUGCCGUUUUAUCGUCUGGAUAUGCUACGAUUGUGGAGGAUUUCAAGGACAAAGGCAUACAGUACGAAGAAUUUGGGAGGGCACGGCUUAUGCUCGAAAGGGAACGAUGUUUUCCACGAAGAUUUGCUUUGACGAAAUACGUGAACUCACUGGUAGAAGAUGAAGUGUCUGAUGUCGAUGGUCUGAUCCUGCGGACGAAACUUCAAAAUACUUUUGCCACUGUUUGCAACAACUUCAACCUCUCUACUGUUGCCCCACAUGUGCCAGAUGGAACGGAGAGCUUUCAACAGGCAUCCGGAUAUCUGGAGCGAUUCCGACUCAUUUGGACAACACGAAAAUUCGACAACGAUCUUCGAACCCUCAUUCUUCACAACAAAAUUAACCCGGCCUUCUUCAGUCUCAUUGAUGAGCAAUGGUACGACGAUGACUUGGAGGUGUCCGAAUUUGCGGCUGCUGCUAUCGUUUUUCCCAAAAGCUGUAAUAUAGCCGAAUUGACAAUCAGUGUUCUACUUUGCUCAAAUUUUGAAGAUUCUGCUCAACAAGGAGUUCUCUAUGCGAUCGCCCACGCUGGACAAUUCAUGCCUGAAAACAAGGCGUUCGUAUUCUAUGAAGUUCCUGAAUACGUUGUGGUGGUCGAAGAAGAGGGCGAGAUCAUCCCAAACGGAUCAUUCUUUUUGUGCAUGGAAAGAGCCCAUGGUGAAUGUGACAUCAACACGAUGGAUUCCUGUGACAUCUUUGCUUUGUCUACUGCCUCUAACUUCACUUUUGUCCGAACCCUUGGUACGGGAAAGAUAGUGGCCACUAAUCAACCAGAAGUAAACGUUAAUGGCACCAUGGUGAAAGCAUCCUCUCCCAUAUUCAUCCACCACUUCUCCUGCGAAAUGGAGGAAACUGAAGACGAUGAUACAAGGCUGGUCACAUAUUCCAAAGUGGUUCCAGUGGAAAAUGAGAUUUCAUUUCCCGGUAUGUCACUCUCAGCUAAGGACGCUGUUCACGCCAGCCAUCUUGCAGUCCGUUUGUAUCGCUUGACCCGCAAAGGAAUUCCUCUGCUCAGUGAUCAGCCUGGAAAAGCUUCUGUUUGGGAUGAUGUCAGGGACUUCUUCUUCCACCUUAUUUGA
This is a messenger RNA of Haemonchus placei, 1137 nucleotides long. The record is from the annotation of a GenBank genome assembly. Lineage: Eukaryota; Metazoa; Nematoda; Chromadorea; Rhabditida; Trichostrongylidae.